Messenger RNA from Trichoplax adhaerens, 1590 nucleotides. RefSeq lists its product as uncharacterized. The record is from RefSeq and is a predicted model, not a curated record. The transcript has 6 exons. Gene Ontology annotation, cellular component: membrane. Lineage: Eukaryota; Metazoa; Placozoa; Uniplacotomia; Trichoplacea; Trichoplacidae. Gene Ontology annotation, biological process: sodium ion transmembrane transport. Gene Ontology annotation, molecular function: ligand-gated sodium channel activity. The coding region runs from base 1 to 1590 and encodes 529 amino acids.
AUGGAUACUCAUCCUUGGCAAAGGCCAAGAUCAAAAUCGAUCAACUUGGAAAAGAAAUUUGCCGAAAGAACAACUUGCCAUGGGCUUGGACAUAUUGUCGAUCAAGACGUUCCCAAAGUACGUCGUUAUUUGUGGUCGAUAGUAACGUUAGCAGCUAGUGUUGGUUGCAUGAUUGGCAGUAUCCAAUUAUUGCAGUAUGUUUUAUCCUUUCCAACGAAUAUUGAUAUCGAAAUUAUACACCAAGAUAGCUUAAUAUUCCCAGCAGUAACCAUCUGCAACUUUAAUCAGCUUACCAAAACAGCAUUAUCGGAAGAAGAUAAUCGACACUUGCAGACAUUUCUUAGAAUCUAUCAUCGAAAAGGAGCUAUCAACAAGAAAGACCUGGAAUUAGCAACAAGCUAUUUCCGUAAUAAAACAGGAGUUGAUUUCCAUUUACAAAAUUUAACGCAAGAUUUAGGCCAUCGUAAAAAUGAUAUAAUUGUCUCUUGUUUAUGGGAUGAUCAAGUUUGUGGUCCAGAAAAUUUUACAACCAUUUUUACCAUUUACGGCAAUUGUUAUACCUUUAAUUCAGGUGCGAAAAAAGAAGGUAUGUUAUCUCAGCGUGGGAAAGGCUCUGCACACGGACUACGUUUAGUUUUGAAUAUUGAACAAUAUAAAUACUCUGGAAAAUUAUCGUAUGGUUCACCAGAUGCAGGAAUACGAUUUGCCGUCCAUUCUACAGCUGAUUUACCUGAAAUGGAUGCUGAAGGAAUGUCCAUACCACCUGGUAUGCAUGCCUAUGCCAGCAUACCUGGAGCUGAUGUUAUUGAAGGCCUACCAAAACCAUGGGGUCAAUGUGGUUCACAAAAGCUCAAGUAUUUCGAUCAUUAUUCGGUGUCAUCAUGCAGGAGAGAAAAAGAAAUUGAUUUCAUAUUGCAAAGAUGCGGAUGCGUUGAGCCACACCAUGCUAGUAGCUCUAAUCCAGUUAGUGUCGGUAUCAAUACAAAUGUAUGUCCUGUAGCUUGCGUGCAAACAGAAUACAACGUCGAAGUGUCGUAUGCGUUAAUCCCUUCCCAAGUUGUGGUUAACGACAUUAGCGAUCAAUACAAUGUGACUAAAAUAAUUGAAAAUGCAAGAAAUCAACGCCUAAAUCUGACAAUGUCCAAAUUGGAAUUCAUACGCGAAAAUUUUGCUUUCCUUGAUGUCUAUUAUAAGGACUUAUACCUAUUUAAGACAAUCCAAAAACAGGCUAGCGGAUUUGUGGCAUUUCUAAGUGAUAUUGGUGGUCAAUUAGGACUUUUUGUUGGCGGUAGUUUCCUUACCAUGUUCGAAUUUUUUGAAUACAUCUAUGAUAAAUGCUUUCAACAAACGAAAAGAAGCAAACGUGAAAUUAGCCGACGAAUGCAAAGUAUACGAGAAAAAAGGCGCCCCGAAUCAAUGGCUUCAUCAACAUCUGUUCGUGGUAAUUUAUCCACUAAUGUCCAUAAUUUUAAAGUCAAUGAAAGCAUUUCAUCACAUAAUGUAAGAUCAAACGGAAUAAAGUCUAAGUUUAGAAGGUCUAACAGUGAACAUCUCGCAAAUAUUCGAAUUAGUCCAUCCAGUAUUGACUAG